AUGGCUGACGGAGCUACGGAAGUGACUCUCAGCCGCAAGGCUCAGGGUCCCCGAGCCUUCCGUAAAGCCUCAGGUACUAAACAGACAAGGCCUCCAAAACAAGAUGCUUCCAAAAGGAGAGCAAAACUAGAAGCAGCAGUGAGAAAGAAGAUUGAAUUUGAGAGAAAAGCCCUGCGAAUUGUUGAACAGCUUUUAGAAGAGAAUAUUACGGAAGAAUUCCUACUGGACUGUGGGAAGUUCAUCACAUCAGCUCACUACAACGAUGUCGUGGAUGAACGUUCUAUUAGCAAACUCUGUGGUUAUCCCUUGUGUCAGAAGAAGCUAGGAAUUGUUCCAAAACAGAAAUACAAGAUUUCUACCAAAACCAAUAAAGUCUAUGAUAUUACUGAGAGAAAGUCUUUUUGCAGCAGUUUUUGUUAUAGAGCAUCUAAAUAUUUCCAAGCACAGAUCCCCAAAACUCCACUAUGGAUUCGAGAAAAAGAAAGUUACCCUGAUUUCCAGCUGCUAAAAGAAGGACAAAGUGGCCAUUCUGGAGAAGAAGUACAGUUAUGCAGUCAGGCCAUUAAAAUGUCUGAUAUCGACAAUCCUGGUUAUUCUGAAAAGCAGUAUGAAUCUAGUUCUUCCAGUACUUAUACUGAUAGUAGCAGUGAUGAUGAGCAAGACUUUGUUUCCUCCAUUAUUCCAGGAAACAAACCAAACGUAACAAGUUUAAGGCCACCACUGCACGAAAAAAGCAUAAUGAAAAAGAAAGCUGAUCAUAAAGUUAACUCCAAACACAAAAACGAAGAACAAACAAUAGUAGAUGUCAUUGAGCAGUUAGACAAUUGCAGAUUAGAUAGUCAGAAUAAAGUUGCUGUUCAUGUACCUCCUUCACAUGAGAAUGUCAACACUCAGAUUUCUUCAAAUGGUCCUUUGCAAGAAAAUGUACAAGCUUCAGAAAAUUCUGUAAACAAAUACAGUAGCUCAGAAAUAACACUAGUAGGCAUAAGUAAGAAAAGUACAGAACAUUUUAAGAGGAAAUUUGCCAAAUCAAACCAAACUAGGUCAGCCUCUAGUUCAGUGCAAAUGUGUCUUGAAGUUGCAAAGGCUAACUUACUUACAGUCCUAAAGGAGACUUUGAAUGAAUGGAAGACAGAAGAAACUUUGAAGUUUCUGUAUGGUCAGAAUUAUGCUACUGUGUGCCCGAAAGCUGCUCCAGCUCCUUUGAUUGAAGCAAAAGAACUUGAUGAAGAUGACUUUAAAUCAGACCUAGUCAGUCAUUCUUUUGCCUUAAGGGACUUUCAGACCAGCUUGGAUGAGUCGUUGCCUUUCAAAGGUUCAGAUACAGCCAUUAAACCAUUACCUAGUUAUGAGAACUUGAAAAAAGAAACAGAAACAUUAAAUCUAAGGGUCAGGGAGUUCUAUAGAGGACAACGUAUUUUGAAUGAAGAACCUACCAAAUCACAAGACUCAAAAAAGCUUGAUCCCACCAUUCCACUGAUAGAUUCAAGUUCUCAGAACCAGAUUAGAAAACGCAUUGUGCUUGAAAAGUUGAGUAAAGUAUUGCCUGGACUUGUGGGACCUCUUCAGAUUACACUGGGAGACAUUUAUACACAAUUAAAAAAUCUUAUUCAAACUUUCAGGUUAACAAGUAGAAAUAUUAUACACAAACCUGCAGAAUGGACUUUAAUUGCUAUGGUGUUGCUGUCAUUACUGGCUCCAAUUCUUGGAAUUCAGGCGCAUUCUCAGGAAAAUGUGGUGUUUACACAGUUUAUUUCGACCCUGCUUGAAGAGCUACAUUUAAAGAAUGAAGACCUUGAGAGUUUAACCAUAAUAUUUAAAACCAGCUGCUAA
This is a messenger RNA of Elephantulus edwardii (Cape elephant shrew), 1833 nucleotides long. RefSeq names its product putative RNA polymerase II subunit B1 CTD phosphatase RPAP2-like. Gene Ontology annotation, cellular component: cytoplasm; nucleus. The record is from RefSeq and is a predicted model, not a curated record. The transcript is spliced from 12 exons. The coding region runs from base 1 to 1833 and encodes 610 amino acids. Lineage: Eukaryota; Metazoa; Chordata; Mammalia; Macroscelidea; Macroscelididae. Gene Ontology annotation, molecular function: RNA polymerase core enzyme binding; RNA polymerase II CTD heptapeptide repeat phosphatase activity.